Messenger RNA from Onychomys torridus (southern grasshopper mouse), 1598 nucleotides. RefSeq names its product N-acetyltransferase 8. Bases 815 to 1498 code for a protein of 227 amino acids. Gene Ontology annotation, molecular function: N-acetyltransferase activity. The record is from RefSeq and is a predicted model, not a curated record. The transcript is spliced from 2 exons. Lineage: Eukaryota; Metazoa; Chordata; Mammalia; Rodentia; Cricetidae.
UCCAUGGAGGCUCAAGGACAAAGCCUAGGAAUUAUCCAGGCCUGUCCAAAAAAUGAUAACUGUAACCCCCGACCAGUAAAUUCCAAGGUUACAUACCGUCACCCAGUCAUAUGAUGCCAAGGCUUGUACCACCCUGCUUGCGGUUUUUCCCUUUAAACUCUCCUCAUCCUGAGAGCUCAGGUCCAUGGUUCUCCACCCGCUGUGUGGAGUGUUGGGCAUGGACCAAACCCGGGCUUGCUUGUUAUCCAAUAAACCCCUGUGUGUUUUGCAUGGAAUAUCGGCUCUGUGGUGAUCUUGCUCUGGGGUCUCACGAUGCAGCUGCGAAAAUGGCAGCUUUCUACAUGGGUAAGGAGCAUCCCAGGGCUUGCUUCUUCUCUAUGCUAAUCCUCUGGGGAUCUCAAAGUGAAUGGACAGGGCUCUCUUUUGACCUCUGGUUUAUGAUUAUCCAGGAGCCAGCCAGUUGGGCACCAGCCCAGCUCCAUUCCCCAGAUAUGAUACAGGCCCUGGCAGGUUCCGGAUGUCAAACUAGAAGCUCAGCUGUGGUAGCAGGGAAUAGGGGCAGAUAGACAGGGUUGGUGUCUCUCUGGGUCUAGAGUCUCACAACCUUCCUGGGUGUUCAAGGAUAACAUGCUUUGCUUCUUAGUAUUUGCUGAAUCUUGCCAUUGGGAACACGGGAUUCUGACAUUUACAAAUCCUGCAGAAGAAACACAGCUGGGGGAUUGGAAAGCCUGUACCUGGGGCUAUAAGGGAGCAACUCAAGCAGAUUGGAAUGUCUCCCCUGGAUGCUGAGCUCUGAGACCCAGAAGUUUCCCCCAUGGCUUCUUAUCACAUCCGCCAGUUCCAGGAGAGGGACCGCAAAAGGGUCCUGGAAUUGUUCUCCAGGGGCAUGGAGGAGCACGCCCCUGCCACCUUCUGCCACCUGCUGAAACUGCCCAGAACCCUUCUGCUCUUACUUGGGAUGCCUCUUGCCAUAGUCCUGGUGUCUGGCUCCUGGCUCCUGGCUGUUGUAUGCAUCGUCUUUCUGCUUCUAUUCUUGUGGUUCCUUGCCGGCCAGCCCUGGAAGAAUUAUGUGUCCAUGUGUUUGCACACAGACAUGGCUGACAUCACCAAGUCCUACCUGAGUUUGUCUGGCUCAGGUUUCUGGGUGGCUGAGUCUGGGGCACAGGUGGUGGGGACAGUGGCUGCUCGGCCGGUCAAGGAUCCCCCGUUAGGGAGGAAGCAGCUGGAGCUCUUUUGCCUGUCUGUGUCCUCACAGCAUCGAGGACAGGGGAUAGCAAAAGCCCUGGUCAGAACUGUCCUCCAGUUUGCACGGGACCAGGGCUACAGUGAUGUUGUCCUUGCAACUGGCCUUUUGCAGCAAGGUGCUGUGAGCCUCUACUACAGCAUGGGCUUCCAGAAGACAGGUGAAUCCUUCAUGAACAUCCUCACCUGGCUUGUGGAUGUCUCUCUAAUUCACUUCAUAUACCCACUCCCUUCUGCUCAGGAACAUGAACUGUGAUCUUCUCCCUCUGUGUGUCUGUCGGCCUCAAGCUCACUGUGCUAUGGAAAAAGUAACCCUGAAAUUGUAGUGGACAAAUCAUAAAAUUGCCUUUGCCAUU